AUGGCCGAGACUGCCGCCCAACCCAGCUGCCCGACUUUCAAGCUCGUGCUUGUCGGUGACGGUGGUACUGGAAAGACCACCUUCGUCAAGCGCCACUUGACUGGAGAGUUCGAGAAGAAGUACAUUGCGACGCUCGGUGUCGAAGUCCACCCGCUCGCUUUCACCACCAACCUUGGCCCCAUCCAGUUCGAUGUCUGGGACACUGCAGGUCAGGAGAAGUUCGGUGGUCUCCGUGACGGAUACUACAUCAACGGCCAAUGCGGUAUCAUCAUGUUUGACGUGACUUCGCGUAUCACAUACAAGAAUGUCCCCAACUGGCACCGUGACUUGGUCCGUGUCUGCGAAAACAUUCCCAUCGUCCUGACCGGCAACAAGGUCGACGUCAAGGAGCGCAAGGUCAAGGCAAAGUCCAUCACCUUCCACCGAAAGAAGAACCUCCAGUACUACGACAUCUCUGCCAAGUCCAACUACAACUUCGAGAAGCCCUUCCUCUGGCUCGCCAGGAAACUUGUCGGCAACCAGUCCUUGGACUUUGUCGCCGCUCCCGCUCUUGCGCCCCCCGAGGUUACGGUCGACCAGGCUGUUCUCGAGCAGUACCGACAGGAGAUGGAGAACGCCGCUCAGAUGCCUCUGCCCGAUGAGGAUGAUGCCGACUUGUAG
Molecule: messenger RNA, 660 nt
Organism: Bipolaris victoriae FI3
Lineage: Eukaryota; Fungi; Ascomycota; Dothideomycetes; Pleosporales; Pleosporaceae
Exons: 4
Coding region: 1-660 (219 amino acids)
Biological process (GO): protein import into nucleus; ribosomal subunit export from nucleus
Cellular component (GO): cytoplasm; nucleus
Molecular function (GO): GTPase activity; GTP binding
Source: RefSeq, a predicted model, not a curated record